Messenger RNA from Ipomoea nil (Japanese morning glory), 1476 nucleotides. RefSeq lists its product as uncharacterized. The coding region runs from base 1 to 1476 and encodes 491 amino acids. Lineage: Eukaryota; Viridiplantae; Streptophyta; Magnoliopsida; Solanales; Convolvulaceae. The record is from RefSeq and is a predicted model, not a curated record. Gene Ontology annotation, molecular function: zinc ion binding; nucleic acid binding. The transcript is spliced from 2 exons.
AUGCCGGCGGCAACCGAGUCACCUCAAACUGCUCCGAUGGAGACGGGGGAAGGUGCUGAUGGUGGCGCGCGGGUGGUGAAACGGUUCAGGACCACUAAACGCUCUUUUGCUGAAACCACUGCGGCGGCGCCGACGUUCGAAGGAGAAGCAGAACCUUUCGUCAGCGUUGAAUCGUGGUUUGAAGAAGAUCUGAAUUGGGAUCUGGAUGGUAGCGUUGGAGAGGAACCCAUUGAUGAUGGGAUCCCGUCCGUCACCUUCACCAAAGAGGAACGCCUACAACAAGUUCUACCUUGGAAGAAUGCUCUCAUCAUCAAGUUCUUCGGGAAAGCUUUGUCUCUCCCAUUGUUCAAACAACGCGUCUCACGUAUGUGGGAAUUGCAAGGAAAAAUGGAUUUGAUCGACCUCGGCUAUGGGUUCUAUGUUGCAAGAUUCACGAUGGCUCGUGACUGCAUGCACGUCUUGAUGGACGGUCCAUGGAAACUUUUUAAUCACUACUUGGUUGCGCAACGAUGGCAACCAAACUUCAAACCGGCAACUGCCAAGAUCACGAAGAUGGCCAUCUGGAUCGGCAGACCGUUGAAACUGGAUCGGACGACUUCGGGUGUUGAAAGAGGGCAAUUCGCCAGAGCAUCGGUUGAAGUCGAUGUCACGAAACCGCUGGUAGCAAAGAUAAGGGUGAAUGGCGAAAUCCAAUAUGUUGAGUACGAGGGGCUCCAUGUGAUAUGCUUCUCUUGCGGUGAAUUCGGCCACAGAGACAUGGCCUGCCCUCUAUCUACCAACCCCACCAUGGAGGAAACUCAGAACGUGGAUAACAUGGAUCAGGUAACAUCGCCGGGGAUUAAUCCACGCAGACAAGAUGUCCAGAAGGCAGCUAGGGAGAAAGCUCCUUUUGGAUCUUGGAUGUUGGUGGAGAGAAAGAAGAAUCUUAAUCAUGCGAAUAAACAAAAACACAGGAAACAACACCAAAAUGGCCAGACCGCUAAUACCAACAGAUUCUCUACCUUGGCAGAUGCGAACGGGGAACGAGUUGUGGAACUGCGGCAGAAAGAAACCAGACAGGACAAAAACAAGGCUACACAGGCCAAAGGUAAGCAGAUUUCUACGUAUCCCACCCCUAACGUUGACUCUCGAACUUCUCUGCAGGGUCUGGAUUCUCUGCAUGAUGCACCUGUGUUCAUGGAAGGAGAAGGUCAGAAGGCGGAGACGUCCAAGGCCGGAAGGAGACAGAGGAAAAAGAAAGCCACGGAGACGGCCAAUCAACGGGUCUCCGGGAAGGUUUCUGGAAAGUCUCAGGAGCAGAAUGUGAUCAGAAACCAAGACAAAGGCACAAAAUCGCCAGUCUUCGUGUUUGGUGACCAGAGACAGAGUUCUAACAUGGAACUUGAACCCGCACCUAACAAUCAGGUGUCGCAAGCUGUUGUUAUGCCUGGGGGGAGCGCAGCUCAAUCCCCUCACCCUCCUCCUCUUGCCCAAUGA